CUAAUACAUAGAAAAAAUAAAGUUUGUAUAAAACUUUUUCUAUUUUGUUUGUCUAUGGUUUUCUAACCCUACUUUUCAAAUGCAUGUCAAAUACUUUUGGAAAAACGUGUAUUUUUUAAUAAAUAAUGUCUAUAAUAAAAAUGAAGGAACUAGAGUUGGAAAAUGAUAUAAGCGACGAAGAAGGAAGCUGUUCGGAUGAAGAUUUGUGCGAUACCAACGAAAUUAGUAGAGAAUUUUCGAAUUCAAAAUUGUUGUUUGAAGAAAACUUUGGAAAAAAUAAAUAUUUAAUGCAAUUAAGCAGUACAAAUGAUAAUAAUCCAAAUAUAGGAGUUGGCUUAUCUGAUAAUAGUUUUCAUGUUUUUAAUUUAAAUAGUCAAUUGGCAAAAAAUUGUACUUUGGGAGGUAUAACAGGGUCCAUUGUUGACUGCCAAUUUAGUCAGGAUAAUAAUAAUUUAAUUUACACUUGUUCUAACGAUGGCAAUAUUAAAUUGUUUGAUAUAAGAACACCCAAGGCUGCUGUUAAAAACUUUGUAGACUCAACUUGUGCAGAAGGCAACAAUAAAACUUUCAAUUGCUUUGAUAUUUCACCAAAUGGCAAAUUAUUAAGUGCUGGAUGCGAUUUAUUUGAAGGCGAUGCUUUUCUGCUAUUCUGGGACGUAAGAAGCAAAAACUUACUGGGUGGUUACUGGGAAUCACACACAGAUGACAUAACGCAAGUGAAAUUUCACCAAAAUGACAGUAAUAAGUUAAUAUCUGGAUCCACAGAUGGCCUUAUUAAUAUAUAUGAUUUAUCACAGACAAAUGAAGAUGAUGCUCUUAUUGAUUCAAUGAAUACCGAGUCUUCUAUAGAGAAAUUAACGUGGUACAGUGAAAAUAAAGAUGAUUAUAUUGGUUGUUGUACACAUACUGCCGAUGUGCAAAUAUGGAAAUUGGAUGAUGCUGAACCUUCCCAUCAUAUUAAAAGAAGUCAGAUUGCACAAGAUAUUAAGAGAAAAAGUGAGAAUUAUGUUUAUACUGUAAACACUCAUCAAACAGAAAAAUCCUUAUUGAUUUUAACUGGUUCAAAUGCACAUGAUGGUGAAUGUUUAAGGGCUUUACAAUUUUGUAAGAAUAAAGUUGGUCCUGCUUUUUGUUUUAUUGAUAAUACACAAAGAGUUAAAAGUAGCUCAUAUGUAAAAAAUGCAAAGGUCUUGUUGACUGGUGGAGAAAAAGGUGUUUUAAGUGCUUGGAAGUGCUGAAAUAGAACUGAUUAGAAGGAAAAAUAAAAGCAAUUGAUAAUUUUA
Messenger RNA from Brassicogethes aeneus, 1283 nucleotides. Lineage: Eukaryota; Metazoa; Arthropoda; Insecta; Coleoptera; Nitidulidae. The record is from the annotation of a GenBank genome assembly.